AUGGCACGUCGAUUUACUAAAUUUUCGAUAGCCAGUAUAGUAUUUGUGCUAUGGGUAGCACUAACGGUACUAUAUGUAUCGACGUAUGACAAAGAAUUUCUUCAAAUCAUCAAGGUGAAAUCAUCUUCCUUGUUUAAACCUAGCACUGCGGCUGCAAAGGAAACGAUCAAUUAUGAUGGGAUUCAAUUAGGUAUUGACGAACCUAUUGUGAUUUUUCCCGGGGACUUCAACUUCGAUGAUGUGAAGACACUUUAUGGUGAAAUUUUCGAUGACAAGUCAACAGCCAAAAUUUUGAAGUAUUCAAAGCAAAAUAACCCAAAUGCCGAGGAGGGGCAAUUCCAUAAACUAGGAUUAAAGACUUUCAACAGUUUUUCAACUAAUACUGAGUGUAAUGAACUAGAAAACGAUAUAGACAUAGAGGUUGACAGAGCAAUUACUUUUGAUAGAAAUUUGGAGGAUAUCCUAAGGAGGUUCAUAUCGUCAAAUUCUGAUUAUUUCAAAGAAGUAUACCCUUAUUUUGAAAAAUCGAUACCAAAUCAUUUCGCUAGAAACACUAUAGACAGACAUUUUUUCAAAUUAGCGGGUUCCUCCGUUUGGUUGGAACAAUAUGGAGUUCAUUUCAUGAUUUCUAGAAUAAUUUAUACUCCUAAUUCGGCAAGGAACAACCCAACGGUAAGCUUGACGUAUGCACAAAUAUUCAAUGAGCAAUGGCAAGAAAUGAAAAACGUCACGUUGAUAGUUCCCACGAAAAGUGAAGUUGAGAAUCCAAACACUGUAAAGUACAAGGAUGGUUAUUUUACAAAGGUAUCAUAUCCUGACUUUCUACCCAUUCCUACACUUCAUAAACCUUCUCGAGUUAAAGGGAAAAAUUAUGGUGCCGAGGAUCCAAGAAUUUUGUUGAUCAAAGACGAACAGGGACUCGAACAACCUUUGAUUGUGUUCAACUCAUUGCACAGAAAACUUGAUUCCAAGGCUACAGACGAUGAGGGUAGCGAGCAUGUGAAAGUGGAGUAUUAUCGAUCAAUGUUUGUCAGUUGGCCAUGGAAAUUCCAAAGAGGAAAAGGGAGUGUUGAUCCAUUCCCCAAUGAAUUGACGGACAAGAUGAUUUACAACAAAAUGGCCGAGUUACGAAGAAAUGGAUUGGAACGCCAAAAGAAGCAAAAAAAUUGGGCUCCUUUCGUUGAUCUCAAGGAAAGAGAAACCUUCACUUACGACAAAUUUAUUUAUUUUAUUUAUAGAUGGAGCAAUCUAGAAGUGUUGAGAUGUGAGUUGGCCAGCAUUGAAGGGGACGAAUCUAAAUGUGAAUUUGUUUACAAAAUGACUGAAAAUUUGGAUAUCAAUGAAGAGGUGGGACCAUUGAGGGGAGGUACUGAAUUGAUAGACAUCGGUAAGUUUACUGAUCUCCCAAAAGAAAUCAAAUCAAAUAAACAAAUUUGGAUGGGGUUUGCUAGAGCUCAUAUUAAAAACUGUGGGUGUAACAGCGAUAUGUAUAGACCUAACUUGGUGGCUGUGUCAAAAGAAGGGGGAAAUUUCAAUGUUGAUUUGAUAUCAUCAUUCACUUCUUUGGACAUAACGCCCAUAAGUUGGAACCUAGAUGCACCCCAAGAACUUUGUGGAGGAAAUAGCGUCAUUAUACCCAACGGAGUUAGUUUUUGGAAGAUUACACAGACUCACGAAACAGAUUCUUUGGAAGAUGAGUUAUCCAUUACUUUCUCAUUAUCAGAUGCAACCAUCAAUUUGGUUCGUAUCAGAGGUAUCCUCUCUUCAAUUUUGAACCUUUCCAAAUCUUCCAAACCCCAAAACAAGCAUAUUGAAUGUGCUCUUCAAGAAUCAGUAAACUUCUGCUCCGAUUUUUCCAAAGAAGUGUCUCAAAAUGCGUAG
Messenger RNA from Yamadazyma jaroonii, 1881 nucleotides. The record is from the annotation of a GenBank genome assembly. NCBI's taxonomy places the organism in Eukaryota, Fungi, Ascomycota, Pichiomycetes, Serinales, Debaryomycetaceae.